AUGGAUUUGUCGACAAGACAAAAGAGGAGACGGAAAAAUGCCUUUGGUGCCACAUCUCCACCUUUUAUCGACUAUUUAAAAGAUAUUCUGCGCAGAUAUCCUGAUGGAGGUCAAAUACCGAAGGAGCUGAUACAGAAUGCUGAUGAUGCUGGUGCUACAAAGGCAGUUUUCAUCCAUGAUGACAGAGCCUAUGGAACCAAGACCCUUUGGACUGAAGACCUGGAGAAAUACCAGGGUCCUGCCCUCUAUGCCUACAACGAUGCAGAGUUCAUCGUUUAGGCAGCGGAGGAAGACUGGGAAGGCAUACAGACCACAGGGAGGAGCGUGAAACGCAACGAUCCAAACAAAGUGGGCCGGUUUGGAAUCGGAUUCAACUCCAUCUAUCAUGUUACAGAUUUACCAUGCAUAUUCAGUGGCAAAUACCUUGGCAUGCUGGACCCACAGGAGACGAUAUUUGGAGAGCGAGAGGGAGGCAUGCGCUGGUCUCUUGAUGAUGAGGAAGACAGGGAAGCACUGCUGAGGCUGAGCGAUCAGGUCCAGCCGUUUCGAGACGUGCUCGGACAUGUCAGUGACCAAUGUUGGGAAGAUGCCGUUGGCGAAGGCAAAAAGUUCAGCGGAACCCUCUUUCGCUUUCCUUUACGUAAUGAGCCAUCUGAGAUUUCAGACAACAUAUAUGAUUCUGACAGAGUGGUUCAGCUCUUUAACAGCUUCAUUGCUGAUGCAGACAUGAGCCUGCUUUUCCUGAGAAAGGUUUCAUCAGUCUCCUUAAUUCAUAUCAGGCAGGUGCCAGAACUGGACGCGCUAGCCAAGAAACAAAGCUUUCGACCCCAAGUUGACCUGGCAUUCCCAUUAGACCAGGAGAGGUCUCUGACUGAUGGAAGAUUGAGCUGCUUUCUGCCCCUUCCAAAUAAUGAAACCAACAGCACUGGGCUCCCCGUCCAUGUUAAUGCCUGCUUCGGCCUCACAGACAACAGGAGGCACAUCAAAUGGCGGGAGGAGGACCAGAGAUUUGAUGAAGCUGCUGUCUGGAAUGAGUUGCUCAUUAAGGAGGUUUUCCCUUGUGCAUACCACAUGAUCAUCCUGGACGCCAUUCGCUUUUCCCAAGUCUACGACUUUCCUUCCUCCUCCGUGUACUGUCUUUGGCCUGACCUUGACCAAAUGAAACACAAGGAGAGAUGGCAUGGUGUUGCUAUGGAAAUGCUGCAGCAAUUUCUCCUGCUGAAUGAAUCUGUCUUUUCUCUGGCUGUGGAUGCAGAUGAAUGGGUGACGCUGUCAGAAGCUGUGUUCUUGCCUGAUGACAGCAUGGAGCCGCAGAUGAAGAAUGCGGUGUCGAGUGUUUUGAUAGCACUGGGGGAAAAACUGGUGUCCAUUCCCAGUCAUGUAUCAAGAGACAUCCAGACUACUGUUGAAAGUCCCGAAACCUUAAGAAGAACAACCCCUGAUUUUGUUCGAAAUGUCUUCCGCAAAAAUGGAAAUUUAAAUCUCUCCAGGGAGGACAAGCUCUUGAUUUUGGAGUACAUGCUCAGUGAUGGAAAAUACCGUGAGCUCUGGGAGCUGCAGCUUCUACCUCUUAGCAAUGGGACCUUCAAGACAUUCACAAAUGAAGAUCACAAUCUGGCCUUCAUCGACAAUGAGCAGUUCCCACAAAGUAAUCCCCAGAUGUUGGACACUUUGAGACAUCUUGGGAUGAAGACAGAUGAAAAUACCAUCACUGCUAAUGAUGCCCUUCAUGUGGCCAAGCACAUUGCAAGGUUGCAGGUGCAGUCUCUGCAAAAGGCUUCAGAAAAAGCAGAGGCCCUGAUGAAACUUUUGAAUGACACCCACGUGCUUUCAAAGUUCUCGGUUCAACAGCUUAGAUUAGAUCUUAGCUCCUAUAUCAAAAAGGUACCAGAAGAAUUUCUGGCGUACAGAGACUUGCUAACUGAGUUUGGAGUGAGAGCAUCAGUGUCAGAUGAAGAAAUUGAGGGGAUGCUGCAUAGCAUGAAACAACACAUUGACAGAAAAUUGCCAUCUUAUGGAACUCAGUCUGAACUGAAAGUAGCCAUUGCCAUUCUGAACUGGAUGAGGAAAGGGCAGAAAAGCAUUAAGGACAAUCUCCCCAUACCAGUCAUGGUAGAAAAUGGACUAUUUAACCUGCAGAAAUUAUCUUCCACUGUGUUUUGUGACAUCUCCAGGGAUGGUUUGGAAGACCUCAGGAAAGACGAGGAGGAGUUCUAUGUAAUACAUGGAGAGAUACCAGGAGCUACAGUUGACUGGUUGAAAAUUCCCUCCCUCAGCACUCGAAUCCUAAACCCAGAAUUCAUUGGCAUAGAGCAAUGUGGCCAGACAGAACCAAUAACCCUAAGGAUCAAAAACAUACUGAAAGAGUAUGAUGAGGAAAAGGACCUCUUCAAAGAGCUUAUACAGAAUGCAGAAGAUGCUCGCGCAACCACAUUGGUAAGAAUCUCCUGA
Messenger RNA from Conger conger (European conger), 2451 nucleotides. RefSeq names its product sacsin-like. NCBI's taxonomy places the organism in Eukaryota, Metazoa, Chordata, Actinopteri, Anguilliformes, Congridae. The record is from RefSeq and is a predicted model, not a curated record.